AUAGUUCAGGUACAAUUUGACAUUACCAAUUUCGUUUGCGAAUAGUAAAGAGUAAAAUUGUCAGUAUCCAAAUUUAAAAAACGAAAAAAAUACCACAAUGUACCAAAUGUCGAGAAUUGGCCCAGGACCAGCGGGAUAUGCACUUCCACCUCUGGUUGGCUAUGACAAGCAUGGAUGCAAUAGGGAGCGCAGGCCGAUGUACAGCAUGGGAAUUCGACCGGGAGCCUCUUUCAGUAGUGUUGGUCCCGGUCCUGCCAAAUACGGUCUUGGUAAAAUGACGAGAUAUGGAGCUCCAUACAAUCCCCAGUACACGGUAGGAAAAAGGUUCAACUUGUUUACUGCGGAUAAAAAUCCUGGCCCAGGUGCUCAUCAAAUCGAGAAAGUUCCACCUAUGAAGGAAAAAAGAGCGCCCGCUUACACUUUCGGGUACCGGCAUAAGCUGCCGAACAAUGAUGGAGUUCCGGGCCCGAAGUACAUGUAUAAUCUAAAUGUCUACAAAACUCGUAAUCCACUGUACAGUAUGAGAGAAAGAACUAAGUUACCGUAUUCUCUGGAAGGUCCUGGCCCGAGCAAGUACGGUGCGAUGGACCGCAAUAUCACCCAUAAACGUAAUCCGAAAUACACGAUUCGUGGUACAUACCCAAUACAAGACAAAAGAAUCUCUCCGGCUCCCAACCGUUACGGGCUGAUUAAUGUGAAACCAGGGGUUGCCGCUCCACAGUACUCGUUCGGUACGAAGCAUUCCAUGUGGAGUCCACCGAUGGUCAUACCGGGAGAUAAUUGCUGAUGAGUGUUUUUUGGCGAUUGCUAAACUCGAAUAAAA
Messenger RNA from Wyeomyia smithii (pitcher-plant mosquito), 823 nucleotides. RefSeq names its product outer dense fiber protein 3-like protein 2. Bases 98 to 787 code for a protein of 229 amino acids. NCBI's taxonomy places the organism in Eukaryota, Metazoa, Arthropoda, Insecta, Diptera, Culicidae. The record is from RefSeq and is a predicted model, not a curated record. The transcript is spliced from 3 exons.